AUGGGGAUUGAAACGGUUCGAAAGAAGGCUGGUGGUUGUUCUGGUGUUCCUGGUAUUCCCGGUUUGCACGGUGCCCCUGGACGAGACGGUAGAGACGGAGCUAAAGGAGAGAGAGGAGAAACGGGAAGAGGAGAAAAAGGGGAGAAGGGAGACGUCGGAAGAAUGGGAGAAAAGGGGGGAGAGGGGCCCCAAGGGGUUGUUGGUUCCAAAGGAAGCAGCGGAAAGGUUGGAUUACGUGGAGCAAUGGGACCAAGGGGAAUGAAAGGAGACGAUGGAACUAAAGGUUCCAAAGGAGAGCAAGGCAAGGAAAGUCAGGUCAACUGGAAACAAUGUGUGUGGGAUAGAAAAGACGACAAAGACAGUGGAGUUAUUCAGGAAUGCAGAUUUACGAAACGAUCAGGAAAUUCGGCAUUGCGUGUAGCGUAUGCUGGAAACUUAAGAGUCGCCUGUGGCAGUCACUCUUCUUGUUGUUCCCGUUGGUAUUUUACAUUCAAUGGAGGUGAAUGUUCUGGUCCCAUGACCAUCGAGGGUCUCGCGUAUUCAAACAGACAGGGAGACAAUGUUCAUCGUCACAGACAGAUUGAAGGUUAUUGUGAGAACAUACCAGCAGGGCAAAUCAAAGUUGCAUUUCACAUUGGAAAAUGCGCCAGACACAGCAGUACAACAUACGACGGUAAAACAGGAUGGGCUUCUACAUCUCGCAUUAUAAUCGAGGAGACUGCACCUGCACAGCAAUAA
Molecule: messenger RNA, 738 nt
Organism: Corticium candelabrum
Lineage: Eukaryota; Metazoa; Porifera; Homoscleromorpha; Homosclerophorida; Plakinidae
Product: collagen triple helix repeat-containing protein 1-like
Exons: 3
Coding region: 1-738 (245 amino acids)
Source: RefSeq, a predicted model, not a curated record